AUGAGCAGGGACGGCGGCCGCGCAUCGUCGGCAACUGGGGAUGAGCGCGGCGGCAUGGAGGAGGUAGCAGUAGCAGCAGGCAUGAAGCGCGCCGCCUGCAAGCGCCCGCGCGGCGCGCUCGACGGCGGCGGGUCGGCAGCCGCGUGGAAUGCGAGCCGGGUGGCGCGCGCCGCGGCCGGCGGCAAGGACCGCCACAGCAAGGUGGUGACGGCGCGGGGGCUGCGGGACCGCCGCGUCCGUCUCUCCGUGCCCACGGCCAUCCAGUUCUACGACAUCCAGGACCGCCUCGGCGUCGACCAGCCCAGCAAGGCCAUCGAGUGGCUCAUCCGCGCCGCCGCCGCCGCCGCUAUCGACGGCCUCCCGUCGCUCGACUGCUCCUUCGCCCUCCCCACCGCCGCCGGGGCCGCAUCUCCGCCGGGCGCUGGCGACGACGCCGAGGUCAGCACCUCCGACACCAGCAAGAGCUCCGUGCUCUCGCUCGCCAACGCCCGGCUGACAACGCUGCCGCCGCCGCUCAGCAAGCCAGUCACGCCUACAGCGGCAACGCCGGCGGCGGCGGCGCGUUCGCCGAGCUGA
Messenger RNA from Miscanthus lutarioriparius, 576 nucleotides. The record is from the annotation of a GenBank genome assembly. Lineage: Eukaryota; Viridiplantae; Streptophyta; Magnoliopsida; Poales; Poaceae.